AUGACGAACAGUCACGGCUUCGUGGGGCUGCACACGGCUGCCAGUUUUCAAGAGAUGGCCGCUAAAGUCACACACGCUCCCACCUUUGAGGAGGGCACAGGAAAAUACCUGCACGGCGCCUGGUUACGCAGUGGACGGGACUUGGGACUGGGGCCGUCGGGCCUCCACGCGCGGCUGGACGCGGGCCACCGCUUUCCCGUCCCCCUGGAGAAACAGGACGCUCUCCCCAAAGCCCCGGGGACGCCUGUGGUGACUGAGAACACAGCCACCAGCAUCACCAUCACGUGGGACUCCGGCAAUCCAGACCCCGUGUCCUACUAUGUCAUCGAAUAUAAAUCCAAGAGCCAAGACGGGCCGUACCAGAUCAAGGAGGACAUCACCACGACGCGCUACAGCAUCGGGGGCCUGAGCCCCAACUCGGAGUACGAGAUCUGGGUGUCGGCCGUCAACUCCAUCGGCCAGGGGCCCCCCAGUGAGUCGGUGGUCACCCGCACGGGGGAACAGGCCCCGGCCAGCGCCCCGCGGAACGUGCAGGCCCGCAUGCUGAGCGCCACCACCAUGAUCAUCCAGUGGGAAGAGCCCGUGGAGCCCAACGGCCUGAUCCGGGGCUACCGGAUCUAUUACACCAUGGAGCCUGAGCACCCCGUGGGCAACUGGCAGAAACACAACGUGGAUGACAGUCUGCUGACCACCGUGGGCAGCCUGCUGGAGGACGAGACCUACACUGUGCGUGUGCUGGCCUUCACCUCCGUGGGCGACGGGCCCCUCUCGGACCCCAUCCAGGUCAAGACGCAGCAGGGAGCCAGCCCCGGUUCUGCAGAGGCGGAAGGCGCCGAGGCGGAGGGGGGUGGGCCGGGGUGGGUGCUCACCGUCCUCGUCGGUGCGGAUGACCACGGGCGAGCUCUCGGGCCCUGGUCCCACCUCUGUGAGAUGGUCAUCACAAACCUGCAGCCCGAGACCGCCUACUCCAUCACGGUAGCCGCCUACACCAUGAAAGGCGACGGUGCUCGCAGCAAACCCAAGGUGGUGGUGACCAAGGGAGCAGGUACAGACCCCUGCACGGGCCCCCCGCCCCCAGACCGUCCCGCGGAGUCCUUGCGCUCGUGCGCCGGGCAGCGGGGACAGAGAGCCAAGGUCUUCGAUUCGCCCGCCCCUCCUCGGGAAGCCUUCCCCACCCCGCCCCCCGUGCCACAGCCUCGGUCCAGGGUUCCCUCCGGGCACCCCCAGCACCCCCGUGCUGCCCCCGUCACAGCGGUGAUGGCCCCGAGCCCCUACCACCUGUCCCGAGGGACUGUUUUUACCCCAGCCAAAGCUGAGGAGGGAGAGGCAGCCGUGCAAGGGGAGAGGGUUCUGGGCGGAUGGCACAGCCUGGGCAAAGGUAUCCAAUACAACGGGCUCACACUGGACGUGGAUGGCCGUACCACCAAAAAGCUCAUCACGCACCUCAAGCCCAACACCUUCUACAACUUUGUGUUGACCAACCGAGGCAGCAGCCUGGGUGGCCUUCAGCAGACAGUCACUGCCUGGACCGCCUUCAACCUGCUCAGUGCCAAGCCCAGCGUGGCCCCCAAGCCCGACUCUGACGGCUUCAUCAUGGUGUAUCUGCCCGACGGCCAGAGCCCCGUGCCUGUCCAGAAUUACUUCAUUGUGAUGGUGCCGUUGCGGAAGUCUCGCGGUGGCCAGUUCCUGGCCCCUCUGGGUAGCCCGGAAGACAUGGAUCUGGAGGAGCUCAUCCAGGACAUCUCACGGCUGCAGAGGCGCAGCCUGCGGCACUCACGCCAGCUGGAGGCGCCCCGCCCCUACAUCGCGGCCCGCUUCUCCGUGCUGCCACCCACCUUCCACCCGGGCGACCAGAAGCAGUACGGCGGCUUUGACAACAGGGGCCUGGAGCCCGGUCACCGAUACGUCCUCUUCGUGCUUGCGGUGCUACAGAAGAGCGAGCCGACAUUUGCGGCCAGCCCCUUCUCAGAUCCCUUCCAGCUGGACAACCCAGACCCCCAGCCCAUCGUGGACGGCGAGGAGGGCCUCAUCUGGGUGAUUGGGCCCGUGUUGGCUGUGGUCUUCAUCAUCUGCAUUGUUAUCGCCAUCUUGCUCUACAAGAACAAACCUGACAGUAAACGCAAGGACUCAGAGCCCCGCACCAAAUGCCUACUGAACAACGCUGACCUCGCCCCCCACCACCCCAAGGACCCCGUGGAAAUGAGACGCAUUAACUUCCAGACCCCAGAUUCAGGCCUCAGCAGCCCCCUCAGGGAGCCGGGGUUUCACUUUGAAAAUGACAGCCUCAAGCUCCAGGAGUAUCAGUCCAUUGAUCCAGGCCAGCAGUUCACGUGGGAACAUUCCAACCUGGAGGUGAACAAGCCCAAGAACCGCUACGCCAACGUCAUCGCAUACGACCACUCCCGCGUCAUCCUCCAGCCCAUCGAAGGCAUUGUGGGUAGCGAUUACAUCAAUGCCAACUAUGUGGACGGCUACCGGAGGCAGAACGCGUACAUUGCCACACAGGGGCCGCUGCCCGAGACCUUCGGCGACUUCUGGCGCAUGGUGUGGGAACAGCGCUCAGCCACCAUCGUCAUGAUGACGCGGCUAGAGGAGAAAUCACGGAUCAAGUGUGAUCAGUACUGGCCCAACCGGGGCACGGAGACGUAUGGCUUCAUCCAGGUCACGCUGCUCGACACCAUCGAGCUGGCCACGUUCUGUGUUCGGACCUUCUCUUUGCACAAGGUAGGACCCGGGCUGGGGCUGGGGCUGUGGGAGGGGGUGAUGGGGGCGGAAGAGGAAGACUGGAGGCCCCAGCUUCUGCCCUGGGAGCUCCCCGAGAGACACAGAAAACCAGGCAUGUCGGCCCAGGCUGACCACAUGGUCUUGUAG
Molecule: messenger RNA, 2871 nt
Organism: Puma concolor (puma)
Lineage: Eukaryota; Metazoa; Chordata; Mammalia; Carnivora; Felidae
Source: RefSeq, a predicted model, not a curated record